AUGAAGCAUCUCCUCAUGCUCUAUCGUGCUUUGGAAACGCUACCUCACGUGCCGUCUAUCACUCCCUCCGCUGCAAAGUUUUAUGAAAAGGCUGAAAGUAGUGUCCUCGCCUCGUCCGGAUUCGACUCUCAGAUUGAUGGCUUUCUUGGGUAUAGCGAGGAGCUUCUUGACAUUCUCCACCAGAUAAAUAUGAAGGAGCCUACACAUCACCAAGCGUCCAUGAAUGCAGAUAUUCUUUUGGGCAGACUGAAUGUCAUCAUCAGCCGAGACGUUAAGCAGCCGCCAAGAGUGUCGAUAUCAUCGCUUUCCUCUCAAGCAGGUCGUGACUUUGCGCUCUGCAACAAAGUCUUCCAGCAGGCUACCCUGAUCCAACUAUACCGACAAUUAUAUGGCCUGGCCUCAUCAUCUGAACAAAUACAAAGUGCCAUUCAUACCAUUCACGAAAUGAUUGAGAACAUGGCACAAGGUGAACCAUGCCAUACUUGGGUCGCCAUGGCUAUGCCUCUGUUCACUGUUGGAUGUGAAGCGUAUAACGAAGACCAGAAAACCUUCAUUCUGGAUAAGAUUCAUAAACUUGAGAUAUGCAUCGGAUCACUACAUGUAAAGAUUAUCGAACAAGCCCUGAAGGACAUAUGGAAGUUAAGGGAAGACUUUGGAGAUUACGAGGGCAACUUGUGCGCUGAGUACUUGCUUGGUAGGUCUGCUGAUCCAAAAUGA
Molecule: messenger RNA, 717 nt
Organism: Fusarium poae
Lineage: Eukaryota; Fungi; Ascomycota; Sordariomycetes; Hypocreales; Nectriaceae
Exons: 1
Coding region: 1-717 (238 amino acids)
Biological process (GO): positive regulation of transcription by RNA polymerase II
Cellular component (GO): nucleus
Molecular function (GO): DNA-binding transcription factor activity; transcription cis-regulatory region binding
Source: RefSeq, a predicted model, not a curated record